This is a messenger RNA of Lactuca saligna, 1970 nucleotides long. The record is from the annotation of a GenBank genome assembly. Lineage: Eukaryota; Viridiplantae; Streptophyta; Magnoliopsida; Asterales; Asteraceae.
GAAAAAAUGAGACUCACAAACAACGACACAGGAUAUGAGUCGCAAACCAGACUACUCUUCUUCUUCUUCUUCUUCCUCUUCAUUAGGCACAACCCCCGUCUCUCAUCUUCAUCUCCAUAUUCAUCUUCACCGGCUUCUCCAUGGCGGGUGGUGUUGCAACGGUGCAGCAUAACCUCAAGAUGCAGCCUUCUGUCUCACUCCUCCCCUCUUCUCAAUCCUCCUUCUGUGGCACCAAAUUCAACACCUCCGUUCAGUAUAAGAGGAAAGUAUGUCAACCAAAAGGCGCUUUGAACGUAACAGCAUCUGGUGCCAAAAAAAUUCUUGUAAUGGGAGGUACACGUUUCAUCGGGAUCUUUCUUUCCAGACUACUUGUUGAAGAAGGCCAUCAGGUAACUCUGUUCACUAGAGGAAAAGCACCCAUCACACAACCCUUACCUGGUGAAGCAGAUGAGGCAUACAAUGCUUUCAAAUCCAAGAUAUUACACUUGAAAGGUGAUAGGAAGGACUUUGACUUUGUGAAGACUAGUCUUGCUGCUGAAGGCUUCGAUGUUGUCUAUGAUAUAAAUGGACGUGAGGCAGUCGAGGUGGAGCCUAUAUUAGAUGCAUUACCGAAUCUAGAACAGUACAUUUACUGCUCUUCAGCCGGUGUUUACCUUAAAUCUGAUCUUUUACCACAUUGCGAGACCGAUGCUGUUGACCCUAAAAGUCGACACAAGGGCAAACUUGAGACAGAGGCGUUAUUGGAAUCAAAGGGUGUUAAUUACACUUCAAUAAGACCCGUUUAUAUCUAUGGGCCAUUGAAUUACAACCCUGUGGAAGAGUGGUUUUUCCAUAGGUUGAAAGCAGGAAGACCAAUCCCAAUCCCUAACUCGGGUUUGCAAGUAACACAACUUGGUCAUGUCAAGGAUCUUGCUACAGCUUUUAUAAAGGUGUUGGGGAACCCAAAAGCAAGCAAGCAAGUGUACAACAUAUCAGGAGAUAGAUAUGUUACUUUUGAUGGACUCGCAAGAGCAUGUGCUAAGGCUGGUGGAUUCCCCGAGCCUGAACUCGUUCACUACAAUCCCAAGGAAUUUGAUUUUGGAAAAAAGAAAGCAUUUCCCUUCCGUGAUCAGCAUUUCUUUGCGUCUGUGGAGAAGGCAAAGGUGGAGCUUGGAGUUGUACCCGAAUAUGGAUUGGUGGAAGGCUUGAAAGACUCGUAUGAUCUGGAUUUUGGUCGAGGGACGUUUAGGAAAGCAGCUGAUUUUGAAACAGAUGACAUUAUUCUUGGAAAGAGCCUUGUUUUAAGCUAAAUAUAAAUAUCAUUUUCUCCCAAUUCAUUCAUGAUUAUGGAGCAUUCAAUACACUACUUGUAUAACAAAGUCCAGUUUGUUGAUUUAUAUGAGAGAUGUCCAUUGUCUAAGAAAUGGGAAAUUGUUGUUGUGGCUAUUGAUAGUCGGGUUUUGGUACAUUUCAUCAAAACAAAAGCUUUGGAUCCCGUGGAAAACAAAAUUAAAUAAAUAUAUAUUUUUUUGAUUAACCAAAUAUAUGCGAUAUAAAUUGUCUACAUCAGACUUUAGAGUUUGGAAAUCAAUAUUAAACCUAGCUACAAAGAAUAGUAUUCUCAAAUUGUAAUAUCCCGACUCCCAGGUAUUUCUUUAUUAUUAUUUAUUAUUGAGACUUCAUGUGUGACUCGACGAGUUGUGAGCCUAACUCGUCGAGUUGAGUUUGAUUAGAACAUGUGUGUAACAGCCCAGAUCCCUAGGUAUCUUUACUUUCAUAUUUUUGAUAUUCUGUGAGAGGACUCUGCGAGUUGGAGGUCGAACUCGCCGAGUCGGGUCGCGGUUUUGGACGGAGGUUCGCGUCCGGACUCGGCGAGUCCAAGGGAUGGACUCGGCGAGUCCGCGCUGUUUAAUGAAACCCUAAUUUCCCGGUCCUAAGCCCUAUUUAAAGGAUCUUAUGGCCUUCAUUUGCGGCCACCUUGAACCCUAAGU